AUGAGGCCCAACACGAGGCUGACCGUGCGUUUGGGCCCUUGGCUCGCCGCUCGCGCAAGGCGGUCGGUAACGACGACGAGCUCGGCGGCGUCGAACCGUGACAGUCAGACCUUUCGCCUGCCCGACGGCCGUCUCCUGGGCUUCGCCGAGUACGGUUGCCCCGACGGCAAGCCUCUCCUCUACUUCCACGGAUACCCCUCCUCGCGCUUCGAAGCGAAGCCCGUCGAUGAUCUGGCCCGCAAGAUGGGCGUCCGCUUCAUCUCGCUCGAGCGGCCCGGCUUCGGUCUCUCGAGUCCGCAGCCGCACCGCCGGCUCCUCGACUGGCCCGUCGACGUCGAGCGCUUCGCCAAGGACAAGGGGCUCGACCGCUUCGCCGUCAUGGGCCUCUCCGGCGGCGGGCCCUACGCCCUCGCCUGCGCCUACGCCCUGCCCAGAGGCAUGCUCACCGCCGUCGGCCUCUUCGCCAGCGGUCCGCAGUGGAAGGCCGGCGCGCACCGGAUGACCUUGACCCGCCGGCUGACCAAGCACAUGGCCAACUCGUGGCCGGCGACGCUGCGGGUCACCGUCGACGCCAUGAUCAGGACGAUGCGCUGGAUCGCCGCGAGGGACGUGGCCCGGCGCCGGCUCGACCGCUGGUUCGCCCGCCUCCUCGCCAAGGGUCAGGAGAAGCCCGGGACGGACGAGGCCAAGGCGAAGCUCCUGCGGUCGGCUCGGGAGGAGAGGGAGCGCAUGGUCAAGAUCGUGCUCGAGGAACCGUUCGCCCAAGGCGCCGACGCCGCCGUCGAGGAGGCGAGGCUGCUCUCGGACCUCGACUGGGGCUUCGCCCUCGAGGACGUCGACUUCGAUCCCAUCCGCAUCUGGCACGGCAGCGUCGACGUCAACGCGCCCAUCGAGAUGAUGCGCUGGAUGCAGCGGAAGCUCCCCCACGGCAUCCUCACCGAGUUCGACGGCGACAGCCACUACGCCAUGGGCAAGCACAUUGAGCGCGCCCUCACGGAGCUCAUGGAGGAUGACGCGAGGAGCGGCCGAUCCGACGCGACCGACCUUGACCCGCGCGCCGACCAAGCCCAUGGUCGUCGGCAAAACGGAGCAUGA
Molecule: messenger RNA, 1095 nt
Organism: Drechmeria coniospora
Lineage: Eukaryota; Fungi; Ascomycota; Sordariomycetes; Hypocreales; Ophiocordycipitaceae
Exons: 1
Coding region: 1-1095 (364 amino acids)
Source: RefSeq, a predicted model, not a curated record